UCGCACAUAAAAACCUAACUCCAUAUAAUAAUAUGACGGCAAAGUCUCACAUCUAACAGAACAAAAGACCACCAAAGUAAAUGUAGGGGCUUGAAUCUAGAGGAAACAACAAAAAGCUUCAAUGGAAAGGAUGAACAAGCCGAGCAAGCUGGGACGUAGGUUACUAUUGUUUCCUGCACCAUUUCAUGGCCAUCUAUACCCAAUGCUUCAUCUAGCAACUCUCCUACACUCCAAAGGUUUCUCCAUUACCAUUAUCCAAACUCCUUAUAAUCCUAUAAAUCCUACCCAUUUCCCACACUUCAUCUUCCGUUCCUUCUACAACAGCUUGCUUGAGUCAUAUUCUAAGUCCCCUCCACCUGAUUCUUUUGCUGUCUUAUCUGUCAUGAAUAAUAGCUGCUCAGAACCAUUCCGAGAUUGCUUGUCUCAAAUUUUGCACGAGGCGGAAGCUGCUGCUGCUGCGGACAAGGAUCCUAUUGCGGCUCUGAUAGCAGAUCCAAUGUGGAAAUUUGCUGGCUCCGUCGCUACAAGCUUUAGCCUUCCUAGGCUGGUGCUGAGGACAGGUAGCAUGUCAACUCUACUGCUUUAUUGUUCCCUGCCUUCUAUACGAGAAAAGGGCUAUCUCCCUCCACAAGAUAACAGAUUAGACGAACUACUGCCAGAUCUUCCUCCUUUUAAAGUCAGGGACCUUCCUUUAGAGUUUACACAUGACCUACUGGAAGCUCUAGUCCAAGAAACCAAGACUUCACAAGGAAUUAUAUGCAAUACCUUUGAGGAACUAGAAGAUUCUUCAAUAGCUAGAGUACACCAAUUCCUUCCAAUCCCAAUCUUUCCUAUAGGUCCCAUGUACAAACACUCACCAACUUCUGCUGUCAGCAUAUGGGAGCAAGACCAAACUUCCAUUGCUUGGCUUAAUACCCAAGCACCCAAGUCUGUACUGUAUGUGAGUUUUGGGAGUGUUGCAGCAAUGAGCAAAGCUGAAUUUCUUGACCUAGCCUGGGGAUUGCUUGAAAGCAUGGUGCCUUUCCUAUGGGUAGUCCGCCCCGGAUUGAUUCAAGGGUCAGAAGCCAAUGACUCAAUGCCAGAAGGCUACCUUGAAAUGGUGGGUGAAAGAGGAUAUAUUGUCAAGUGGGCACCUCAAAUAGAGGUUUUAUCCCACCCAGCUGUUGGAGGGUUUUGGACUCACAAUGGAUGGAACUCAACUUUGGAGAGUAUUUGUGAAGGAGUACCAAUGCUUUGCCAGCCUAUCUUUGCUGACCAGGAUAUGAAUGCGAGGCUCGUGAGUGAUGGUUGGAGGAUAGGAUUGAAAAUGGAGAAGGCCCUAAAGAGGGAAGACAUAGCAAGGGAAAUACGAAAACUGAUGCUGGAAGAAGAAGGUGCACAGACAAGGAGCAGAAUCACAACUUUGAAGGAGAAAGCUACACUUUGUCUCCAGGAAGGUGGCUCUUCGAACAAAGCUAUAAAGAGUCUUACCAGCUACCUACUAUCGUUUUAAUCAUCUCUCUGUAUCAUCAAAUAUUGGCAUCAAUCAAUCAAAGCUGAGGAAACUUGUUGGAUUAAGAACACUGGAACCUAUUCAUAAAUCCAGAAACCUGAAGCUUAAACAGAGGAAACAAAGUUCCAUAUCAAUCAUACAGUAGAGUCUGAAACUUAUUCAUGAAUUCAGAAAACUGAUGCUGGAAGGUAGUUCUUUGUGUCGCAUUUUUGAAGGAGAAGGCAGUUCUUUGUGUCAAGGAAGAUGGUUCUUCAUAUGUAUCUUUAGAAAGGCUUAACAGCUACCUACUACCAUUUGGAUUCAUCUAUCCACUGUAUCAUUGUUUAUUGACAUCAACCAAAUAUAGGUGUUUGUCUUUUGAUUUUCUUAA
Messenger RNA from Spinacia oleracea (spinach), 1862 nucleotides. Its product is annotated as UDP-glycosyltransferase 76B1. Gene Ontology annotation, molecular function: quercetin 7-O-glucosyltransferase activity; quercetin 3-O-glucosyltransferase activity. The record is from RefSeq and is a predicted model, not a curated record. The transcript is spliced from 2 exons. NCBI's taxonomy places the organism in Eukaryota, Viridiplantae, Streptophyta, Magnoliopsida, Caryophyllales, Amaranthaceae. Bases 122 to 1492 code for a protein of 456 amino acids.